This is a messenger RNA of Thalassophryne amazonica, 954 nucleotides long. Its product is annotated as endonuclease III-like protein 1. Gene Ontology annotation, cellular component: nucleus. Gene Ontology annotation, molecular function: oxidized pyrimidine nucleobase lesion DNA N-glycosylase activity; DNA binding; DNA-(apurinic or apyrimidinic site) endonuclease activity. The transcript is spliced from 4 exons. The record is from RefSeq and is a predicted model, not a curated record. Gene Ontology annotation, biological process: base-excision repair; nucleotide-excision repair; base-excision repair, AP site formation. NCBI's taxonomy places the organism in Eukaryota, Metazoa, Chordata, Actinopteri, Batrachoidiformes, Batrachoididae. Bases 31 to 771 code for a protein of 246 amino acids.
GAGGAUUUUGUGACAUUUAUUAAGCUGAUAAUGACGUCACGUUAUUUCCACAGGACAGCUGUGACUCGAAGCAAUCAAAGGUCCUGCUUCGAAACCGCAGCUUCUGUCAAAGUGAGCAGGACGCUGAGGAAAAUGAACCCUGCUUCAUGUGGUCCUCCUGACGUCCGCCUUCUGGACUCGGAUGGUCCCGGCCCUGGCUCAAAGAGGCGCAGCAGGAGGCACCUGAAGGUGGAGUACGAUGAGCACCGAGCCACAUCAGCAGUGAAGCUGGAGGCCUGGGAACCCGGCGAGUGGCGAGAACAGCUCCACUGCGUCCGUGAGAUGCGGCGUGGUCGUGACGCUCCCGUGGACACCAUGGGAGCAGAGAGAUGCUGUGACCCGGCAGCGCCCGCACACGUGAGGCGUUUCCAGGUGCUGGUGUCGCUCAUGCUGUCCAGUCAGACCAAAGACCAGGUGACCUCUGCAGCAAUGCAGAAGCUCAGAGCUCACGGCUGCACGGCAGCAAACAUACUCGCCACAGACGAUGCAACACUGGGGAAGUUAAUCCACCCCGUCGGCUUCUGGAGGAAUAAGGUGAAGUACCUGAAGCUGACCUCCACCCUGCUGCAGCAGGAGUUUGGAGGUGACAUCCCCAAUAGCGUGGAGGGGCUGGUCCGCCUGCCUGGAGUUGGACCUAAGAUGGCCCACCUGGCUAUGGACAUCGCCUGGCAUCAGGCAUCUGGCAUAGGUGGAGACCCAUGCAAUACCAACACCAUCUACAGUCCUUCCUAAAACAUCACGCACUCGCUCAUCUUCAACCGCUUAUCCGGGAUCGGGUCACGGUGGCGACAGCUCCAGCAGGGGACCCAAGACUUCCCUUUCCAGGCCACAUUGAGUACCUCUGACUGGGGGCUCCCGGGGCAAAUUCAAUUUAUUCAUUUUAUACAGCGCCAACCCACAACAGUCGCCUAAAGG